Messenger RNA from Manihot esculenta (cassava), 3304 nucleotides. RefSeq names its product protein PHOX1. The transcript is spliced from 3 exons. Bases 571 to 2817 code for a protein of 748 amino acids. The record is from RefSeq and is a predicted model, not a curated record. NCBI's taxonomy places the organism in Eukaryota, Viridiplantae, Streptophyta, Magnoliopsida, Malpighiales, Euphorbiaceae. Gene Ontology annotation, molecular function: protein binding.
UCGGCACUAGGCACCAGGUACCCACAGCGUGCAUACACGCGCUCCUAUAUGAAUGGAGUUUUGGCAUUUCUUCUGCCUCGGAACGUUGACCUUGUUCUUCUUUCUUGGGAGGAUUGAAUUUGAAACCCUAGCCAAGAAGAAAGCCGCUGUAAUGUUUGUCUGUCUUCCCAUUUCUCUCUGCAACCAAAUCCUCCAUUCCUACCUUCUAUAAUCCUUGCUUUACCUGAUAAAAAACGUUUCUUUUUUCUUCCCUUUUUAGAUAAAACACAUAAGAGAUUGGAGAUUGAACGCUAAUCUCUCUCUGCGUCACUUCUGUCGUAUUCUGGUUAUAGAGAGACAAAAAAAAAACAGAUUUUUCUUUUGUUUUCGUAUUGUGGUUUGUUUGGGCUCUUGUUUUCAAUUAUUAUAGCUAUAUGAUUUUUUAUUGUAUUGUUUUCCCCCUCCCGCUUUCAUGGUCGUUUGAUGGUUAUAAAGAGUGUUUUGAUUGAUAUUUAAUCAGAGUUUGCACUUAAAGAGCUUUGAUUUUUAAAGGGUUUCUUUUAUCUAUUCAUUUAUCUUAGAAUCUAUCAAAUGGGAAAGCCAAUUGGGAAAAAGAAGAACCCGGAUUCACCCAGAACCGGUGACGCAAAUAGUAAGCAGAGCAAACUCAUGACGGAUCGGACAUCGAAGGCUUUCGAUGAAGACACAGCAAUUUUUAUCAACAUGGCGCAAGACCUCAAAGAAGAAGGGAACAAACUCUUUCAGAAGCGCGACCACGAAGGUGCCAUGUUAAAGUACGAAAAAGCCGUCAAGUUACUUCCCAAAAACCACAUCGAUGUCGCUUAUCUUCGAAGCAACAUGGCCGCUUGCUAUAUGCAAAUGGGUCUAGGUGAGUAUCCCCGAGCUAUCAACGAGUGUAAUUUAGCUUUAGAUGUUUCUCCCAAGUAUAGUAAAGCUUUGUUGAAAAGAGCUAAGUGUUAUGAGGCUUUGAAUAGACUGGAUCUGGCUUUGAGGGAUGUUAAUAAUGUUUUGAGUAUGGAACCCAAUAAUUUGACGGCGUUGGAAAUAAUGGAAAGCAUUAAAAAGGCUAUGACUGAGAAAGGUGUAAAUUUUGACGAGAAAUUAAUUGGUUUGGCUAAUGUCGAGCAGACUGGCGCCGCCCGUUUGCGUAAGGUGGUGGAGAAGGUAAAGAAGAAGAAGAAGAAGAAUGAUAAAUUGGUGAAGGGGAAAGCAGAUGAUGAGGAUAAGAUAGUUGUGGAGGACAAGAAGGUGAAUGCUGUUAUUAAGGACAAAGAGGUAGUAACUAAGACUAUUGAAGAAGAUAAAGUGCUUGCAAAGGAUGUCAAAGAGGAGAAAGUGCUUGCAAAGGAUGUCCAGGAGGAGAAAGUGCUUACAAAGGAUGUCAAAGAGGAGAAAGUGCGUAUGAAGGAUGUCAAAGACGAGAAGGUGAUUACCAAGACAGUGAAGUUGGUCUUUGGGGAGGAUAUCAGGUGGGCUCAGUUGCCUGUCAAUUGUAGUGUUGGACUGCUGAGGGAUAUAGUCAGAGAUAGGUAUCCCGGCUUGAAGGGUGUCCUUAUGAAAUAUAGGGAUGCAGAAGGAGAUUUGAUUACAAUAACUACUACAGAAGAGCUAAGGCUGGCAGAAUCAUCAAGUGAUUCUCAAGGGUCGCUUAGGUUCUAUGUUGUCGAAGUCGAUCGUGAUCUAGAACCAGUUUAUGAGGGGAUGAGAAUUGAACAGGAGGUGCACAAGAUUGAUAACAAAAUGAGUGAUGCUGUUGAGAAUGGCAAUGUCGGGAAAGGUGUAGAUGUUGAAAAGAGACCAAUUACCAUAGACGAUUGGAUUGUCCAGUUUGCAAGGUUGUUCAAGAACCAUGUUGGCUUUGAUUCUGAUUCAUACUUGGAUCUUCAUGAACUUGGUAUGAAAUUAUAUUCAGAGGCAAUGGAGGACACUGUGACAAGUGAAGAAGCACAGGAAAUUUUUGAUAUUGCUGCGGAUAAGUUCCAAGAGAUGGCAGCUUUGGCUUUGUUUAAUUGGGGAAAUGUUCAUAUGUCCAAGGCAAGGAAGCGGGUAUUCUUUUCUGAAGAUGGUUCAAGGGAGUCUAUGCUUGCACAGGUUAAGAAUGGAUACGAGUGGGCAAAGAAAGAAUAUGACAAGGCAGGAAGAAGGUACCAAGAAGCUUUAAAUAUUAAACCAGACUUCUAUGAAGGCUUUCUUGCACUUGGGCAACAGCAGUUUGAUGAAGCCAAGCUUUGUUGGUAUCAUGCUAUUGGAAGCAAGCUGGAACUAGAAAAAGGGCCGUCUGAGGAGGUCCUUGUUCUUUAUAACAAGGCUGAGGACUGCAUGGAGAAAGGUAUGCAGAUGUGGGAAGAGAUGCAGGAGCAGCAUCUGAACGGGCUUUCCAAAUUUGACAAAUACAAAGACCAGCUGCAGAAAUUUGGGUUGGAUGGGCUAUUGAAAGAUGUAUCUGCUGAAGAAGCAGCAGAGCAGGCAGCAAAUAUGGCUUCUCAAAUAUACCUCUUAUGGGGUACCAUGCUCUAUGAGCGCUCUGUUGUGGAAUAUAAGCUAGAGCUACCAACUUGGGAAGAAUGUUUGGAGGUUGCAGUUGAGAAGUUUGAACUUGCCGGUGCUUCUCCGACAGAUAUAGCUGUCAUGAUAAAGAACCAUUGUUCCAAUGAAACUGCUCUUGAAGGAUUGGGAUUCAAAAUUUAUGAGAUUGUACAGGCAUGGAAUGAGAUGUAUGACGUUAAAAGGUGGGAGACUGGUAUUCCAUCUUUCAGGCUGGAGCCAUUGUUUCGUCGGCGGGUUCCAAAACUUCAUUAUAUGUUGGAGAACGUUUGAUUUUUUGUUGCUGAUGAUUGAGCAUUCUUUAGGAGUUUUGGCAAUGCUUCCGCAUUCAGUAGUUCUUCUUUCCAAAUGCUAUGUUUCUACCAAGUAAGAUAGGUUAAUUUUUCUUAUGAAUUGUUUUGCGUCCUGAGUUUGUUGUUUGCUUUGGAGGUGAAGAACAGAAGUUCCUCUCGUGUCUGUUUUGGGAUGAGACCGAGUUAGUGAUUGGAUUUUCAAGGUUUAUGCAAAAAGGAGUCGUCGAGCUGGUUGUAUUAUACUCAUGAUAUUAAUAGUUUUUUUUUCCCCUCUUCCAUAUUAUAGUUGCUGUAAUUCACAAGUUGAUAUAGUGGUAUAUGAUUGAUUUGUUCAUACCAGAGAAUAAGUGGUAAAACAGAAGGUUUGUUAUUCAUGCUGGCUUGUCGCCUGUUACAGAUUUAGGUUGUCAUUUUGUAACAAUUUGUUGGAUUUGUACGAAAUAAAGGAGUGUUUUUCCAGUUUCUCA